CAAUAAUUAUAUUUCCCCAAAUUAAAGCACUUCAAACAAACUCUAAUUUGGUUUCCCUUUCCUCUAUAUUCACUAAGAAAAUGGAUUCAUCUAUGAAUAAGUUCAUGUUGGCUAGUAAGAAUGAACAAUCAAAUAGUGAUCAUAAUUGUGUUGCACAAGAUCAAGAAGAGAGUGGAUGGACAACUUAUUUGGAGGACUUUUCAAUGGAAAAUAACUAUAAUAGGGAAAAUAGCAUAUGUUGUGAGGAUGAUGAUGAUGAUGAUGAUAGUUUUGGAAGCCCUUCUUUGUUGUCUGAUGCUGCUUCUCAUGCUGUUUGGAAGAAUUUUGGUGACACCAAUAUUAACAAUAAUCAAGUCGUGAUUAAUUCAAAUUCUCCUAAUAUGAGUACUGGUGGCUCACCAUUUCUUAAGAGGUUGAAUUUGAAGAAACCAAGGAACAAGAAAAUCUCUGAUCCUGAUUUAGAAGACACUGCUAGCUCACCUGUUAAUAGUCCAAAGGUAAGUAGUUUUAAGCAGAUGGACAUCAAUUACCAUAGAGCAGACACCAAAAACGAAAAUUUUCUGGGAUUUGAAGGUGGCUCUAGACAAGCUCAGCAAAUGGAAACAGUAGAAGGAAACAGUACAAGGUAUUUUGAUGAAAAGAACAAAAGCUAUAUGGACCUCAAGAAGAAGGGACUUUGUUUGGUGCCUUUGUCCAUGUUGGUCAACUAUAGAGGAUGAUGAUCUCUUUCAAAAAAAAUAAAAAAGUCUACUUAGUUCCUCUGUAACAUGUAUAAUUCUAUUUCUGUUUUUUUAGCGAAAGGAAUGUAUUAAUAGUAUGAAAACAGUAAAAAAAAAAAUGGAAACAAGUUUGUGAAAGAGGGAUUUGUAUAUAAUUUGUAAUUGUAUGUAUGACUUUACUCUUCUA
Capsicum annuum is the source of this 906-nucleotide messenger RNA. Its product is annotated as vascular-related unknown protein 4. The transcript has 3 exons. NCBI's taxonomy places the organism in Eukaryota, Viridiplantae, Streptophyta, Magnoliopsida, Solanales, Solanaceae. Bases 81 to 719 code for a protein of 212 amino acids. Gene Ontology annotation, biological process: xylem development. The record is from RefSeq and is a predicted model, not a curated record.